Messenger RNA from Saprolegnia parasitica CBS 223.65, 3737 nucleotides. RefSeq lists its product as hypothetical. Lineage: Eukaryota; Oomycota; Saprolegniomycetes; Saprolegniales; Saprolegniaceae. The transcript is spliced from 7 exons. The record is from RefSeq and is a predicted model, not a curated record. Bases 1 to 3675 code for a protein of 1224 amino acids.
AUGCGCGAGCAGGACUCGGCGGGCCCGGGUCUCGAUGGACGACGCGAGAGCCUUCGCAGCAAGAUGCUGAGCUUUGUUCAGAGCUGCAACCGGGUCAUGAACGGCGCUGCCCCGCGAUCGACCUCGGCGCCAACGCCUACAGUCUCGACACCUUCGGUCGUCGCAGCACUGAGGCGGUCGUACGCAGCCUGGGCGUCUGCGCGUGACGAUGAAUACCUGGCAUACGUGCUCCAAGGCGAUGUCGACCGCGCUGCCCGAUCGUGCGAGCUUGAGGCGGCUGCGAUCAUCGACGCGCUCGUGCUCGAUGCGACGCCCCACGACGCGAUCAUUGCGUGGCUGCUGCACGAAGCAGGCGCGAUCAACUACAGCUGCUACCUCGUGCGAGCUCUCUUUCCUCAUGGACAUUCGUCGACUCCGUCGCGCCAUGGUGUGCAAGCUCUCGUUUCGACCGUCACUGCGUCGGUCACAGACGCGACCAGCCGACGCAUCCUCGACUACCUCGUCGCGUGUCUCGUGUCCCUUGAGGACGCUCCAAAGAGUGCAGUCACAUUUCUUCGACCUGCAAUCUCUGCCAUCAUCGAGACCUUCAACACCUCGGACGAUGACGAGGUGCACGAGAUGAUCGUCGACGCCUUUCGCCCCCACAAGCACCACGCGACCAUACGAUCCCUUCUUCGCGAGCAGCUCGUCCGUCUCGCAUCGCAGCCAUCGCCGACACCAGCACGCAUCGAGCGGCUCGGCAGUAUUACGGAUGUCGCUCUGUUUCUUUCGGUCUUGCAAACUGCAGUGACAGACCCCGCAGUCGUCGCUUCGACGACCAUCCACCCCGGCCUGACCGCCCUCAUCGGCUACUAUCACCGAGAAGGCCCGCAGCUCCUCCUGCAAGUGCUCUCCCUCGCGCACGACCUGGUCGAGACCGGUCUCCAGGCCAUGACGGCCGACAUCGCACUCUACGGACUCCGGUUAGCGGCGCAAGCGUGUGCGGACCAACAAGAGACCUACUACCGCUGGUUCGAGGUCCACUUUGGCGUCGUCAGCCCUAUGUCGCCGUCCUUGACGGCCAUGAACGCACCGACGAGCCAAGCUGUUGCGCCAACGGUGUGCCUCCGCCCGUCCUGCGCUCUCUUGACGACAAAGCGGAGUCUCCAGUUCAUGUCGGCGCUCUUGACCGACGAGCUGCACGCGAUUUGUGACGCCAGUGUGAUCGAAAUGACGCUCCGCGUCUUCAAGACGCACGCCACCGAGUUUCCCGAGUUUGUCUGGACCUACGUGUCUCUGGCCCGUACCCGGCUGCAGCAGCUCAAGUCAGCAGCCACCGUCCCGAUUCCCAACGCGUUGGAGAGCGCACGAGAGGCCACGGCGACCGAAGUCGAGGGCUAUGUCGCGGCUUUCCUCGAUACCGGUCGCGUCUCGUCCAAGCUCCGGCAGCGCAUCUUGAUGCAGGGCAACGUAUGGCAAACCGUGCUCAAGCCAUAUUUGCUGCAUGCUGAAAUGCCUCAUACAAUGCCGUUCUCGAUGCUCCUCGGGUGGGCGCAGCUCACGCACGCACUCGUGCACGAAAAGUCCAUCACCGAGGCCGAGUACGCGCCGUUCGUCCGACGCGUGCACACGCUUGUGUCGAGCCGCGUCGCCUACGCACAGAGCCGGCAGCAAACACUAUCGAGCGUCGCGCGCCAACUCGUCGCCACGUCUCUCGUGCCUGGACCGACGACAGCAUCCGCGUUGAUUGGCCGCAUGACCGCUCGCGUGCGCGGCACGUUGCUCCAGCCCAACAUGUCCCUCGACGCGCUCCUCGCCGACAUUCGCGGCGGAUGCUCCGAGAUGCUUGCAGCGCCAUGCGCCGAGACCGUGCUGCCGUCGAUGCAUGGGUUUCUGGUCUCGAUCACGGCGCUGCCAGACGUCGGCGCGCUUCGAGCUGCCUUUCUUACGUGGCUGCAUGCUGACGUGGCUGCACUGCACCACGGCGGGUGGCUGCUUGGCGCCACUGCCUGUGCGAUGGACGACUCACAAGGUGCCGUCGCCUUGCUCGAAGCGCGCAUCGCGGUCGUUGCGCCAGAUUCGAUCGUCGACGUCUUUCGCCUCUGCUUUGAGUUCACCGAGUCGAUGUUGCUUCUCUCCAAGAGCCACAACGACGACGUCGGCGUCUCAGUGCGCCUGGUGCAGUUUCUGUACUGGGUCUCGCUGCGACACCACUACCACGGCCUCGACGGUCCGUCAUGGCUUCCGACGAGCAUCCGCCGCCUCGAAGAACGGCUCUUUGAGCAGCGCGCGCACGUGCUCGAGUCCACUGCGUUCUUUCCCGUUUGGCUCGAAUUCGAGUUGCACGUCGGCCACGCAGCGUCCGCGUACCGCAUUGAAUGCCUCGCGAUGCAUUUUAUGAGCGUCAAGGACCGGGUCGACGCCGCCGCCAUUUCGACCGUCUGUAGCAUGGGCAAAGAGCUUCUUCGGCAUCAAGACACGUGUCACGCCAAUGAUGCAUCGACACCGCUACACGCCGAGCGAGAUCGUGUCGCGAUCCACCCGUGCUGGACACGCAUGAAGAAGCGCAAGCGGCCGCAUGUGGCCUGCGACGUCGGGCUUGGCGUCGCGCUCUUCCAGCAAGCACUCACCAUGGUCAUGAACCAGUCGAGCAAGAAGGGCAACCUCGUCACGGCCAUCGUCAACGUGCUCACCGAGCGCGCAAUGAGUCGUGUUACCGCCUGUGCCGAUGUGGUGCACAAGGCGUCGUACGUGAGCGUCUUCUUGGAGCUUCUUCUCGCAGUCGUCGUGCACGGACCCAUGCAGCCGAGGGCCUACAUGCUGCUGCAAGCCUUUGCGACGACGCACAUGGCCGACCUCGCGCCAUGGCACCCGCGCACGACGAGCAUCCUCCUCGCGGCCAGUCUCUUUAGCGGCGAGAUGUCCCCGCAGCAGCUCCAGGCGAGUCUUGCGCCCAUUGUCCUCGCGAGCGUCGUGUACUUUUGGCCCAUGGUCAACGCCGCGCUCGUGCCAGAGAGCGCGGUGCCACCGCUUUUAGGCGAGCUGCAUGCCGACUUGGUGCUGGCAACGACCCGUGGUUCGACACACCCGUACCCGACGGAGUGGCGCGCCUCGUUUCUAAAGCUCGCGCGCUUCUGGCUCGCGUGGGGCAUGACGCUGGAGUUAUCGACGCUGGAGGCAAAGCUGUUACUGCGCGACGAACAAGCCAGCGUAUGUGUCAUCGAGGACGCGCACGCGGCGUGGAGCGAGUGGAUUGAAGCCACCGACGCGAACACCAACCUCGUACUGCACCCGCUCGCCGGUGGACAGAUCUUCUUGACCGUGUCGACUGGCGGCUCAUUACGUGGCGCGCUGUGGUGGCUCCUCGUGGUGCAGCACCUCCAUCCGACUGCCCACAUGGCAUGUAUCCAGUUGCACCGCGCAGCGUGGCUGGAGCAAGUCGCUCGGGCCUGUGCGACGUACGUCGAAGCAACGACGACGACGUCAACGGCGACACCGCCCUGGCUCUUUGCCUUGGCGUCGGUGAUCGGGACGAGUGUGCCCACCUUCUUGGCCGAGACGGUCGUGGCCGGCGCCCGCUUGAACCUUCGAAUCGAAAAUGCCCAAGUGCGGGACGCGGUGCGGCGUCUCCUGCCCGACGACCUCCACUCGAGUCCGUUGGCCGACACCGCCAGCAGCAGCAGUAUGCUCUGGUGAUGGAGUAAUGUGCGCCACCUACCUUCGAUCCAUGUCCUGCGCUGGCUAUCGCCUCGCUUUUG